Molecule: messenger RNA, 2814 nt
Organism: Protobothrops mucrosquamatus (brown spotted pit viper)
Lineage: Eukaryota; Metazoa; Chordata; Lepidosauria; Squamata; Viperidae
Gene: RSBN1
Product: round spermatid basic protein 1
Exons: 7
Coding region: 1-1731 (576 amino acids)
Cellular component (GO): nucleus
Source: RefSeq, a predicted model, not a curated record
AUGGCUGCGCAGGUCGCCGCAGUACGCGCCGUGGCCCGGGGCGCGGAAGAGACGCCUUCGCUGCCACUCGGUGACCGGCCUGGUCGACCGAGGGGAGGGGGGAGGAAGCGGAAAGGUUCUCUCGGGGAUGCCGGGAGCUGCAAGAGGGCGAAGUUGACCCAGCCCCCGCUUACGGUGAGGCCCUCUCAGGCAGAGCCGCUGCCGCCGGCCUCCGUCCCCGGCCUCCCAGCGACUCCUGCCGUGCCUUCCGCCCCCGCUGGGCUUUUCACUUUCUCUCCGCUUAGCCUGCCCGCGCAGGCCCUGCACUGCGAGCGGCGACAUCACCACCGACACCGGCACCGUCCGGACAGUGGGGAUUCGGAGCCUGGCCGUUCCUCUGGGGAGAAGCCCCACAAGGGUAGGCGGGGAAGCUCCGGCGACGGGGCUCUUGGCCGGCCCAGCAAGCGAGAAACCCGAGAUGAAAAUGGCAAGACAGAAAGAUCUGACAGUCUUAUUGUAAAGAAAAUAAAGAAGAAGAAGAAAAAGAAACACAGAGAAGACAUGAGAGGGAGGCAUCUGAAAAUGUACAACAAAGAAGUACAGACAGUGUGUGCUGGUCUUACCCGUAUCAGCAAAGAGACUUUGACUCCAGGAGNUCUUGCUUUGACAUUCAGUGAAAACGAGAAAAAUGCAGCUUAUUAUGCUCUAGCGAUAGUUCAUGGGGCAGCUGCAUACUUGCCAGACUUCUUGGAUUACUUUGCUUUCAAUUUCCCUAGCACUCCAGUGAAAAUGGAAAUCCUUGGUAAAAAAGAUAUUGAAACAACCACCAUUUCAAACUUUCACACUCAGGUCAGUCGAACGUACUGCUGUGGAACUUACAGAGCAGGUCCAAUGAGGCAGAUCAGUCUUGUUGGAGCAGUAGAUGAAGAAGUUGGAGAUUAUUUCCCAGAAUUUCUUGAUAUGUUAGAAGAAUCUCCAUUUCUUAGAAUGACUUUGCCUUGGGGUACUCUUUCGAGUCUCAGACUUCAGUGUAGGUCACAAAGUGAUGAUGGGCCCAUUAUGUGGGUAAGACCUGGUGAACAGAUGAUCCCAACAGCUGAUAUGCCAAAGUCACCAUUCAAAAGGCGCAGAUCUAUGAAUGAAAUAAAAAAUCUCCAGUAUCUACCUCGGACCAGUGAACCACGUGAAGUUCUUUUUGAAGACAGAACAAGAGCACAUGCUGAUCAUGUUGGGCAAGGGUUUGAUUGGCAGAGUACAGCUGCUGUUGGAGUUUUAAAAGCUGUACAGUUUGGUGAAUGGAGUGACCAGCCUCGUAUAACCAAAGAUGUUGUUUGUUUUCAUGCUGAAGAUUUCACUGAUGUAGUUCAAAGACUUCAAUUGGAUCUGCAUGAACCUCCAGUAUCACAGUGUGUUCAAUGGGUUGACGAAGCUAAGCUAAACCAAAUGAGACGAGAAGGGAUUCGCUAUGCCAGAAUCCAGCUAUGUGACAAUGACAUCUACUUCAUCCCUAGAAAUGUCAUUCAUCAGUUCAAGACAGUGUCAGCUGUCUGCAGUUUAGCUUGGCAUAUAAGGCUCAAACAAUACUAUCCUGGGGCAGAUGAUUCUCAGUGUAUGGAAACCAUUUCAAAUACGGACACGGUGAAACUGGAAGGUGAAGACCAAUGUGUACUUAUGAAAAAAGAGUCUGAAGAAGAAAGAGAAGUACAGACUGCAACAAUAGCAUCACCAUCACUGUUUUCAUCCCUGUCGUGACUUGUUCUGCAACAAGAUUAGCUGGUUUGCCCCUUCCAGCUUUUAAAAUUAGAAUCAGAUCAGCAACACAAUCCACAGAAGGAUCACAUACUCUUUCUUGUCUGAUAUGUACAUAAUCAUACAUUUUUAAACAGCUUUUUAAAAUUUUGAUGUGAAGUUAUAGUUUUAUAACUGGGUUAUGUUUUAUUGGAGAAAACUUGCCUAUAAUUCUAUAAAGAAAGGUGACAUUCCAAAAUGUCAAGCGUAUCUUUUUUACACAGAUUAUGCAAAGUUAGAGUUGUAUUUUAUUCCCUUAGUACAGCAUGUAGUAGUGGACUACAACUUUUUGCAUUUCUUUUUUAAAAGGAUGAGGUAAUAAUUCAACAUCUCAAUAGUUUUUCCUUCAGGAAUAUCAAGUAUUUAACACUUGAUAAGUCUGAUAUCUUUUCAUCUAUUUUAUCUUUAGCUUUCAGCAUAGAAGGGAUGGUUUCUGUGGCAGAUUCACAAAGUGACUCUCCCUCCCAUUCAAUUAAUGGCUUGAAUGAAAGAGAAAGCACAGCACUUUUAAUGAUCAAUGACAUUUGUAUGUGUGAGAGAGUUUGAAAGCCUGGAGGAAGCUCAAGUUACCAGCAGUGUAGAUUAAUCCUUAAUUGCUUAAGAAGACAUUCAGUAAGAAGUUGAUGUAUGAGAUUAGUUGCAGAGUGUAUGAUCUUGUUGAAAUGAAAUUACUGAUACAACUCUUUCGUGGUCCUCUGCUUUUAAUGUAUAUUGGAAUAUUUUUUUAAUAUCUUUCCGAACUGCAUAACUUAAUACACUAGUGUCUAAUGAAAGUAACUGUUAGCAGUCUCUUUAAGGAAACUGCUAUCUUUGAGCACUUUAAGGCUUUACAAUAUUUAAACCAACUUGGUGGCUUGUUUAAUUCACAGUAGGCAUCUUAGAUGGAAACCAUCAACUUCUUCGCAUUGAGGCACUUAAUAUAAUAGGGCAGGCCUAUAUCUCCUUUAUUUUUUGAAAUUAUAUAUAACUGAUUCACAAUAAACUAUCACGUAAUCACAUAUGGAUUGCUACUUUUGCAAAUAAUUCUUGGAUUCCUUAAUGCUAUAU